AUGGAGAAGGAGAGAGAGAAGCAAGUGUACUUGGCUAAACUCAAUGAACAAGCCGAGAGAAACGAUGAGAUGAUUGAACCAAUGAAGAAAGUUGCGCUCAAUGUGGAACUCAUAAUCCCUGAGAGGAACCUGUUAUCUGUUGGAUACAAGAAUGUGAUUGGUGCUAGGAGAGCGUCGUGGAGAAUCCUCUCUUCGAUUGAGCAGAAAGAAGAAUCCAGAGGACAUGAAGAGAACGCAAAGAGGGUCAAACAUUACAGGACUAAAGUUGAAGAUGAGCUCUCCAAGAUCUGCUAUGACAUUUUGGCCGUCGUUGAUAAGCAUCUUGUCCCAUCGGCGACUUCAGGAGAAUAUACUGUUUUCUACUACAAGAUGAAAGGAGACUAUUUCAGAUACUUGGCAGAGUUUAAGUUUGAUUCUGAUCGUGAUGAAGCUGUUAAACAAUCACUCAAAGCUUAUGAGGCCUCAACGACCACAGCUACCUCUGAAUUGGGUCCUACUCAUCCGAUCAGACUGGGCUUGGCUCUGAACUUCUCUGUCUUCUACUACGAGAUCAUGAAUUCUCCAGAACGAGCGUGUCAUUUGGCGAAGCAAGCGUUUGUUGAAGCCAUUGCUGAGUUAGAUAGUCUUAAUGAAGACUCUUACAAAGACAACACACUUAUCAUGCAGCUCCUCAGAGACAACCUCACUUUAUGGACCUCUGAUCUAGAGGAAGGAGGUGAACAAUCUAAAGAGGACAAUUCGCAAGAUGAGGUAAGCAAAUCUAUGGAACAACUUUCCACUUUUUCAUAA
Brassica oleracea var. oleracea is the source of this 789-nucleotide messenger RNA. Its product is annotated as 14-3-3-like protein GF14 omicron. The record is from RefSeq and is a predicted model, not a curated record. Gene Ontology annotation, biological process: signal transduction. Gene Ontology annotation, cellular component: cytoplasm. NCBI's taxonomy places the organism in Eukaryota, Viridiplantae, Streptophyta, Magnoliopsida, Brassicales, Brassicaceae.